AGUGCGCCUGUCUCCCCGCUGCCAACAUGGCGGACUACGACCUGACCAUGAAGAUCGCCAACUUCCUGGACCGGCACCUCGUGUUCCCGCUGCUCGAGUUCUUGUCCGUUAAAGAGAUUUACAAUGAAAAAGAACUUCUCCAGGGUAAACUGGAUCUUCUCAGUGACACAAACAUGGUUGACUUUGCCAUGGACGUGUACAAGAACUUGUAUUCAGAUAAGGAAAUCCCUCAAGCUCUGAGAGAAAAGCGUACGACUGUGGUUGCACAACUGAAGCAGCUCCAGUCUGAAACUGAACCAAUUGUGAAGAUGUUUGAGGACCCAGAAACUACAAGGCAAAUGCAAUCUACCAGGGAUGGACGAAUGCUGUUUGACUACUUAGCUGAUAAGCAUGGGUUCCGUCAGGAAUACCUGGACACACUCUACAGAUAUGCAAAGUUCCAGUAUGAGUGUGGUAAUUAUUCUGGAGCAGCAGAAUAUCUCUACUUUUUCAGAGUUCUGGUACCUUCGACUGACAGGAAUGCUCUCAGUUCACUCUGGGGAAAAUUAGCAUCAGAAAUUUUGAUGCAGAACUGGGAAGCCGCCAUGGAAGAUCUAACCCGACUAAAGGAAACCAUUGAUAACAAUUCUGUUAGCUCACCUCUCCAGGCUCUUCAGCAAAGGACGUGGCUAAUCCACUGGUCACUGUUCGUGUUCUUCAACCAUCCUAAAGGGAGAGACAACAUUAUUGACCUCUUCCUUUAUCAGCCACAAUAUCUCAAUGCCAUUCAGACCAUGUGUCCACAUAUCCUUCGAUACCUGACCACAGCAGUAAUCACCAAUAAGGAUGUUCGGAAACGUAGACAAGUCCUGAAGGAUUUAGUGAAGGUCAUCCAGCAGGAAUCGUACACUUACAAGGACCCCAUCACUGAGUUUGUGGAAUGCCUGUAUGUGAACUUUGAUUUUGAUGGUGCUCAGAAGAAACUGAGGGAAUGUGAAUCGGUGCUCGUGAAUGAUUUUUUCUUGGUGGCUUGCCUCGAGGACUUCAUUGAGAAUGCUCGUCUCUUCAUCUUUGAGACUUUCUGCCGGAUUCAUCAAUGCAUCAGCAUCAGUAUGCUCGCAGAGAAGCUGAAUAUGACGCCUGAAGAAGCUGAGCGAUGGAUUGUCAACUUAAUUCGGAAUGCAAGACUGGAUGCAAAAAUAGAUUCAAAACUGGGCCAUGUAGUAAUGGGAAACAAUGCGGUGUCCCCAUAUCAGCAAGUGAUUGAAAAGACAAAGAGCCUCUCCUUUCGCAGUCAGAUGUUGGCUGUGAACAUUGAAAAGAAAAUGAACCAAAACAACAGGACUGAGGCUCCGUGGGCCGCUCAGGAUUCGGGUUUUUACUAAGGAUAAUGGAAGAAAAAGUGCACAGAUCAGUUUAUCUUACUAGAUCAACUAUUCACCUUUGUAACAGCUGUCUUUUUAAUUAAAGGACUUUGGGUU
This is a messenger RNA of Callorhinchus milii (elephant shark), 1460 nucleotides long. It is a transcript of the gene eif3e, whose product is annotated as eukaryotic translation initiation factor 3 subunit E. Bases 27 to 1364 code for a protein of 445 amino acids. The transcript is spliced from 13 exons. Gene Ontology annotation, cellular component: eukaryotic translation initiation factor 3 complex; cytoplasm; nucleus. NCBI's taxonomy places the organism in Eukaryota, Metazoa, Chordata, Chondrichthyes, Chimaeriformes, Callorhinchidae. Gene Ontology annotation, biological process: translational initiation. The record is from RefSeq and is marked provisional. Gene Ontology annotation, molecular function: translation initiation factor activity.